UUUGGCAACUCUGUAAGCAGGAAAAGUGUAGCGAAGGUCCCUGUAACGAAAGUCGAUCUAACUUCUGCAUUACAUGCAAUUUUAACAGAAAUACAAUUUUGCAUUAUUAGCAGAUAUAAAUUUAUAUAAAACAAGCGUCUCAAUAAAUAAUUCAAUAAUUUGGUUUCGUUAUUAUCGAACAGUUGUUAUUGUUAAUUAUUUAUCGAAAGUGCUAUGAAGUGCGAAAGAAAUAACUAGCCGAUGUAAAAUUACACACCCGGAAUUAUUGCUACUAUAAUAGACAGGAGAGAAAGCGAGUUAGUUAAAUUCAGCAAGUGGUGCCAUUCACUCGAUAUUGUAUCAAAGAUACGACGACGACGAGAAGAAAAAGGCUAACGGCGAACAAAAAAGUCAGAGCGAAGAAGGUGGAACAAAAAUAGCAAAAGUCCACAAUGGCGAGCACCGGUGUUGUGGUUCCGCGAAACUUCCGCUUGCUGGAAGAGUUGGAUCAAGGCCAAAAGGGCGUAGGUGAUGGUACAAUUUCUUGGGGUCUUGAAAACGAUGAUGACAUGACAUUAACACACUGGAUUGGUAUGAUAAUCGGCCCUCCCAGAACUCCCUAUGAAAAUAGAAUGUACUCUUUAAAAAUUGAAUGUGGCGAUAGAUAUCCAGAUGAACCGCCCGCAAUACGCUUCUUAACAAGAAUUAAUAUUAACUGCAUUAAUCAGAGCAACGGAGUAGUUGACCAUAGAUUAGUACCCAUGUUAGCCAGAUGGAAUCGUGAAUAUACUAUUAAAUCAAUGCUCCAAGAAAUACGUAGAAUUAUGACUUGCAAAGAGAAUCUUAAAUUGGCGCAACCACCAGAAGGCAGCGUUUUUUAGUUGAUCACCACAACUGUCGUUAACGACAAUUCAGCAACAGCUGCCGCUACUGCCGUUGCCGCUGCUGAUGCUGUUGCCCUGCAGUUGCUGUCAUCAAAGUUGCCGAAAAUAAAACGAAGUCAUAAAUAUUCUACGUAAACGUCGUCGCCGUUGUAUAAGUCGUCGCCACCACUUGAAACGUCUUCUCUUAUGAGAACAUGUUAUUAUUAUUAUCAUUCUCUUAAAUUUAAUUAAACAAGUUGAACCCAAAAUGGAAACAUCAAAGAAAUAAAGUAACGAAAAUAGUAAUAAUAAUAAUCAUAAUAAGUGGAAGAAAUUGAACAAAUCUUAAGUAAGAAAAUAACUAAAAGAAAACCCAUUUACAAAGAGAAAAGUUGAGUAGUAGUAGUAGUACAUAUUUAAAGAAUAUGAAGGUGAAAAGAACUAUAGUAGUAACGAAAUAUGCAAAAACAAACAUAAACAACAUAGCAACUUACGAAUUCAUUAACACCACAAACACACUAGUAACACACACGCCUAUAAUACACACACGGCUGAAAAAAAUGCAUAACAUAAUUAAGAUUAUAUAAACGCAUUAAAUACUUAUUAAUUAAUGAAAAAUUAACUUGAACGAUAUAUACAACGUAAAAAAGGAAACGCUAUGUGCUGCUAAAGUUAUUACGCAAAAUUAAGGAAAUGGAAUAAAGUAGGGAAUGCGAUAAUAAUGCAUUCAAACAACACGCUUACAACCGUGAAUUUAAAUGGAUGAAGCUUCAAAACAUUUAAAUCAAAAGAUAUAUAUAUAUAUAUAAUAAACACCAGCAGCAAAGUACCAUUCAUAGUGCAGCAACACAAAGAGCAGGCAAUUUCCUGAUAAAGAGCGGCAGCGCAGCUGCAUUUCAACUGUUUAUUUAAUUUUUAGUACUAUUAAUUCAUACAUCUUUACAUUUUCCAAUUUACAUUACGUUCUUAUUUCCCUUUUAAUUAUUUUGUUCAAUAUGGAAACUAAUGGGCGAUAAUAAUUUCGUUUAUGUUUGACCACACAAUUUAGAUAGAAAUUAUUUUAUCUACUCUUUUUCUUUCAUUUCUGGUUUUAUAGCAUUUUAAUUGUGGUAAAAAAAAAUGGUAGUUGAAUGUGAGACCAACUACAUUCAAUUCGGCUUCUGAACAGAAAAAUUACAACUUGAUUCUUUUCCUUAAUUACUAUAAAUAAAGUAAUACUUAAAACGUAAAUAAAUGCAUUAAAAAAUCUAAAUAUAAU
Ceratitis capitata (Mediterranean fruit fly) is the source of this 2100-nucleotide messenger RNA. It is a transcript of the gene Uev1A, whose product is annotated as ubiquitin-conjugating enzyme E2 variant 2. The coding region runs from base 432 to 860 and encodes 142 amino acids. Gene Ontology annotation, biological process: protein K63-linked ubiquitination; DNA damage tolerance. Gene Ontology annotation, cellular component: nucleus. The transcript has 4 exons. Lineage: Eukaryota; Metazoa; Arthropoda; Insecta; Diptera; Tephritidae. The record is from RefSeq and is a predicted model, not a curated record.